AUGGCGCCGCCAAAUGCAGCAGCCACAGACCCGCCCGCUGCCCACAGCUCCAAUGUCGUGGCGAGCCCGAUGGACCUCCUGCCGCCGCCGGUCCUGGCCGCGCUAGCCAACCACCUGCCGGCGCCGGACUUGAUUCGCCUUAGCAUCUCGUCCGCGUCCAUAGCCGCAGCGCUGGCCAGCGUGCCGCGGGUGUACGAGGCUGCGGCAGCCUGUACGCUGGGCUGGCCCAGGCGUCGCAGUGGGCGUCCAUACGUGCAACAGGGCGGCGAGGGGAGCGGCAGCAUCGAAGAAUCCUCCGUCAAACAGCAGCAGCCUGUUGCUGGCUCACUUGCAGCUGCCAACCCUGGUCACAACAGCAGCGCCACAUCCCAGGGGGCCGAUGCGGGUGACGAGGCAGCCUACAGAGACCUGUUAUCAGCAGCGUGCGCGCUCUCGGCCGCUGCCGCGCCGCACUGCCUCAAGCCGCAUCCACAGGCGCCGUCGACCGGCGCCGUCCGCAGCGUCGGGCGGGCGCCGGGGUUUGUGCAGCGGGACCCACUCGCGCUGUCGCCGCCGCUGGUGCUGUCAGAUCAGCAGCAAUCAUGGCUGACCCUCGGCGCCAUGGGCGUCCACUGCCUCAAUUCCAGCGUCUCUUUCCGCACGCGCGCCUCCUGCCGCUGCGCGGUCGCGGUUGAGGUCGGCGGCCGCGUGGCGGCCGAGCUGUACCUGCAGGCACACCACCAGCAGCUGCCGCGGCGCCUGCAGCCCGGCUGGGGAGCGCUGCUGUCCGCGCGGCCCCUGGAUGGGGAGCUGCCGACCGCCGAAACAUGGGGUGUAGGCGAGGGCGGCGGCGACGACGGUGGCGGCGAGGGAGAGGAGGGCGGAGUGGGUGAGGGUGGGGCCUUGUGCUGCGGUCUUUCUGGGAGAAGCCAGACAACACUGGGGUUUGAGCUGUUUCUGAGGGAUUCGGUUGCGCUGUUCGACGACGCCGCCGACAAUGACGGCGGCGUCGACGGCAGCGGCCCUGGCGGCCGCGGCCAUGCGCAGCCGCGGCGGCAGCCGGCUGCAGGCGCUGCGACCUGGCAGCAGGUCCGCGCGGCAAUCCUGUCCGCCGCUGCCCGCAACGCGGCGCGCGCGGGCGCGACGCGCCGCACGGCGGUGCUGCACCCGUGCUCGACGGGGCGGGCGCUGCUUGAAGUGGAGCGCGCACUGCAGCGGCUGGCCGGCCUGGGCUACCCGGUCCUUGACCUGCGGGCGCUCCUGGACUUCCCGGCAGGCAGCGGCAGCGGAGGCUGCAGCACGCAGCGCGCUGAUGGGGCGGGCCCAUGCGGGCCCGCGACGCUGUGGCAGCCGGGCGGCGCGGCCGACGACGAGCGGCGGCGGUGGCGGCUCGCAUGCGCCAUGGUGCGGGAGGAGGCGCUUGGGGGUGCUUGGUGCAGCAGCAGCGGCGGUGGCGGCGGCGGCGGCGGCGGUGGCGGUGGCGCAGCUCUUGGGAUGGCCCACCUGCGGGCUGUGUCACAGGCGCUGGCCACGGCGGUGCAGGCCCUGCCAAGCGCGGCGAGGGCGGUGCGGGUGCUGGUCAUCCCCGUUGUGGUUCCGCCAGGCGGCAGGGUCGGGCGGAUGCGGCCGGGCCGGGCCGCUCACAAGGCGGUCGCAGCGCCCGAGCUGCUGUCGCUGAUGGCGCCGGUGCUCGGCCCCCUCCGCGUCGUGAUGGAGCAGCUGCCGCGCCUGCAGCAGGUGCUGCUGGUGUGCCCAGGGCCCGAGGAGGGGGGCAGCGGGGCUGCGUUUGCGUUUGGCGUCGCCCAGGCGCUCGCGGUGUCGUGCCUUGACCGCUGA
This is a messenger RNA of Monoraphidium neglectum, 1815 nucleotides long. RefSeq lists its product as hypothetical. The coding region runs from base 1 to 1815 and encodes 604 amino acids. The record is from RefSeq and is a predicted model, not a curated record. NCBI's taxonomy places the organism in Eukaryota, Viridiplantae, Chlorophyta, Chlorophyceae, Sphaeropleales, Selenastraceae. The transcript has 3 exons.